Syngnathus acus (greater pipefish) is the source of this 2692-nucleotide messenger RNA. Its product is annotated as complement component C1q receptor. Bases 36 to 1838 code for a protein of 600 amino acids. NCBI's taxonomy places the organism in Eukaryota, Metazoa, Chordata, Actinopteri, Syngnathiformes, Syngnathidae. Gene Ontology annotation, molecular function: calcium ion binding. The transcript has 4 exons. The record is from RefSeq and is a predicted model, not a curated record.
AAGAGGAACAACGUGCUGAAAGACAGCUGGCUUGAAUGUCAGUGCACCUAGAGAUGCAAGGAACCAGCAAUUUCCUGACACGAGACAUUUGGAGAUUCGAUGGAGUCCAACAGCAAACCAUGUGCACGUCCGACGCCUGCUACACCGUCCAUGCGGAGAAGGUGAGCUUUGACAAGGCCAGUCAGAGCUGCUUCCACAACGGAGGCUACCUGAUGACCGUAAGAGACAAAGAAGAAGAAGCCAUCCUCAACGCUCUCCUCUCGCCCGUCGGCGAGGACGAGACGCAAGCGUUUUGGAUCGGCUUAAAGCUGCACAGAGGGGAUUGCGUCUUAGCUGACGCACCGCUCCGAGGCUUCAAGUGGCUGUCUGGGGAGCGAGAUUCACACUACUCCAACUGGAAUCAAGAACCCGUGGACACUUGCACGGAGCGCUGCGUAAGGGUCACUUACAAUGCCCACCAGCAGCCCAAAUGGAGCGCCGGAACUUGCAAAGCUCCGGCCUCGCCCGUGUGUAAGUUUUACUUCCGAGGAAUGUGCGGCCCUUUGCACCUGUCGGGCUCCGGACGCAUUUCCUACACGCCGCCUUUCUCCGAGGAGCCCAUCCAAAAUGAGAUGAAAUCCUUGCCGCUUGGAACGUACGCUGAGGUCACGUGCGCUGACCGACGCCAACACUAUUCCAUUUGCGUCUGGAGCGACGAGAACUAUCGCUGGACGGCGCCGGGUCCCUUUUGCCCGACGGAACGUGGAAAAUGUGACGAGGACAACGGCGGAUGCCAACACGUGUGCCGGCAGGUGUCGUCGGAUGGGCUCACGUGCCUCUGUCGUCAGGGUUACGUCCUCGAGGACGACGGCCUCUCGUGUCGAAUCCCAGACGUGUGCAGCGGGGCGGACGCUUGCGAGUACCAGUGCGUGGUGAGAGAGCGGCGAGCCUUCUGCACGUGUCCCAAAGGCUUCCAAUUGGCAGCCAACGGGCACAACUGCUCUGACGUGGACGAGUGCCAGCGCUCCCAAUUGCCGUGCGGCGUCCACGCGGCGUGUAUCAACACGGCGGGCGCUUACACCUGCGCGUGUCGCCACGGCUUCGAAAUGAUGGACGGCGACUGUCGUGACGUGGACGAAUGCCUGCGGUCCAAAUGCACCCAUGGCUGUUUGAACACAGCCGGCUCCUUCUCUUGCUACUGCAAAGACGGCUGGGCUCUGUCAGAGGACGCCUAUUCCUGCGUGGACGUGGAUGAAUGUGCUACUGAGCGCUGCUAUCCCUUCCGAUGCGUGAAUACUGAAGGAAGUUUCAUUUGCGUGUGCCCGGAGGGCUUUCACGUAGCGCACGCCGCCGGGACCACCAUGACUUGCACCCCAGAUGUGAGCCUAAAGGUGGGCCAGGAAACGCCAGCCGGUGACUUUGUAUCGACGGCGGCGGAGGAGGCCACGGGAGCGCCCGCUACCACCCAUUUGCCCUUCAUCGCCCCCAGCAACGCUUCGCUGUUUGCUAGCGCCGUGCCGCUCAACUCCAGAGCGCUCGUCUGUGCGCUGGGCUCGCUCGUUCCUUUGUUGCUCGUCCCAGCCAGCGUAUGUCUUUUUGUGCAAUACAAACGGGAGACGAGAAGAGUUGAUUUGGUUCUGCACGCACGCACGCACGCACGCACGCACGCACGCACGCACGCACGUAUUCCGGCCCCUGUGCUUGACGUUGGAAAAACACCGUCUUUAUCUCAUUUCCUUCCUGCCUUGGCUUUCCUUCCGCUCCACAGUCGCCUGCAGAGCUCUUACUCUGCUCUGCUCUGCUCUGCUCUGCGGCAGCAUUUGAAGAUGAACUACAGCGCAGCAACAUGGCCCGCUUGAAUCUCCAGGUGCUUGUGACAUUGUCUCUUCUUUCCCGGUCCUCUAUCUUCGGUACGCGGCGUGCCGCCACCUGUCGACCUCUCUGCGUCGGGAGCGAGUGCUUGCUAAUCAACCGAGAGCAAGUGGAUUUCACAACGGCCGAGGAAAGAUGUCAAGCCAACAAAGGCGUGCUAAUGACACUUCAGUCAGCAGAAGAGAAACGAUUGCUUGAUAUGGCGGCGCAAGAACUUGCUGGCAACUUCUGGCUUGGACUUCAUCUGCCGAGCGACGCCUGCAGCAACCUCUCUCAUCAUACGAGAGGCUACGAGCGGACCUCCGGCAAAGGGCACAGCGACCGGGUUCCCUCUUCCAUCGCCUGGAAAGAUAGCGUUCGAGUCUGCUCUCCGAGCUGCGUCUCACUUUCGAGAGAGAGAAAGCUCCGAGAGUGGCCGUGCUCACAUCGAAUGGACGGAUUCCUGUGCAGGACCUCCCGCCGAGAUGCGUGCCAGGCACAAGAAUUAUCCGACGGGACGUUUUUCCCCAGUUCCAAGGGCUGCUCGGACGCUCCGUGCGAGCAUGUCUGCACUCCGGUAAAAGAUGGCUUCAAAUGCUCUUGUUUCGGCGGAUACGCAGCGGACAGGACGGACGGCAGGCGCUGUCAAGUCCACUGCGCCCAGGAGACGUGCCCGGCCAUCUGUGAGAAAAACUCUGGCGGCGUUUGCUUCUGUCCCGACGGCUUUAUCCGAAGCGAUCAAUUGUGCGAGGACAUCGACGAGUGCUUGAUGGACCAAUGUGAGCAAGAGUGUCAAAACACCUUUGGAAGUUUUGUCUGUGCCUGCAAAGAAGGUUAUGUACUAAGACAUCAGGUGAAAUGU